Molecule: messenger RNA, 1392 nt
Organism: Pygocentrus nattereri (red-bellied piranha)
Lineage: Eukaryota; Metazoa; Chordata; Actinopteri; Characiformes; Serrasalmidae
Product: trace amine-associated receptor 13c-like
Exons: 5
Coding region: 1-1392 (463 amino acids)
Biological process (GO): G protein-coupled receptor signaling pathway
Cellular component (GO): membrane
Molecular function (GO): trace-amine receptor activity
Source: RefSeq, a predicted model, not a curated record
AUGCUCCACUCAGGCUGGGUAGCCAUUCAGCCAGCAGCAGAUAUCCUCCUCACCAUGGCAGGAGAGGAAAUCUGCCUUCAGCAUCUUGGCCCCCAGCUUGUGGACCACCUCAAAGUCAAAGUGCUGUCAGAGGGCAGUAAUGAGCUGGUUGCAGGGGUGUCUUGGGUCACUGCAAAUGAUGGUGCCUUCGUGGAGGCAUUGGGAAUUGCAGAGUUCCUGAAGAGAUGUGCUGUGGUGUUGACAGACCAGGAUAAGUACUCAGAAAUCAAUGGUGACAAAUACGAGCAGAUUUUUGUGCAUAUCCCUGUGAAUACACCUCACCGUUACCAUGGAGGCUGCAGGAUGCUGCAAGCUACAAACUCAUCUUUCCUGGUGGAGGCAGAUUUGAAGGAGUACUGUUAUCCUGAGUCUAACAUGUCUUGUGUGAGAAGCUUUUACAGUGUAGUGGCUCGAUCUGUGUUAUAUGUUUUACUGGUGUUGGCGAUGUCAGUGACCAUUCUAGGGAACUCAGUGGUCAUCAUCUCCAUUGCGCAUUUCAAACAACUGCACACGCCCACCAACAUGCUGGUGAUGUCUCUAGCCCUGGCGGACCUGUUGCUGGGUGUGAUUGUUAUGCCGUUCAGCAUGAUCCGAUCUGUGGAUGGGUGCUGGUACUUUGGAGAAGCUUUCUGUUUAUUGCACUCUAGUAUUGACAUUUUUCUCACCUCUGCAUCAACCUUUCACCUGAUGUGCGUUGCUACAGACCGAUAUCAGGCUGUGUGCCAUCCGCUUCAGUACCCGACAAGAAUAACCAUACCUACUGCAUGGGUGAUGGUCGCUGUGAGUUGGAUUACAGCCGCAGGGUAUUCUUACGGUCUCAUGUAUUCAAAGGCAAAUGUAGUAAAUCUGGAUGAGUACAUUGAAUCAAUAUCUUGCAUGGGAAGUUGUAACCUUGUGUUUAAUGCACUGUGGGGGCCUCUGGAUGUAUUGUUAUGUUUCCUUUCUCCUUGCACAGUCAUGUUUUGCUUGUAUGCUCAAAUUUUUUUGGUUUCAAAAAGACACGCAAGGAAAAUUGAGGGAACAAAGCAGAGCAGAAAUGAGUUGAGCUUAAACAAGGUUUCCCAAAGCAUGAAACGUGAGAACAAGGCAGCGAAAACCCUCGGCAUUGUUGUAGGCACAUUCAUAUUUUGCUGGAUGCCGUAUUAUAUCAACUCUCUAACUAAUCCUUACAUUAACUUCUCCACUCCUGUGGAACUUUUUGAAGUGUUUGUCUGGUUGGGCUACAUCAAUUCAACUUUAAAUCCCAUAAUAUAUGGCCUCUUCUACCCCUGGUUCAGGAAAUGUCUUUAUCUCAUUGUUACACUGAGAAUAUUUGCCCCUCAUUCCUCUGACACUAAUGUCUUUGCAGCUUAA